UCGAGCAAAACGGAGCGAAAUCUGGACUUAGUUUUAAAGUUUUUUUUUUUAAAAGAAACUGUGUAAACUGUGACUGUGCAAUGUUUUCUGUAAUUAUGAUGAAAAACCAAAACAGGAAAAAAGUGUUUUUCUCGAUACAACAUAAGAUGAUUGAAACGAAUGCAUCUGUGAAAAUGAGCCACGAAUACGGGAUUUCGCAAGAUAUGACACAUGGAGAAUACGAUCUUUUAUCAAAUUUUGGAAGUAGAGGAGAGUACAUAAUGCAAUAUAAAAGUCGUAAAGGAUCUCUGAAUGAGAAUAUGGAAAACUGUUUAUAUACUUGGCUUUUGCAACAACAAGCAAUAGGGAAUCCAUUGACCAAUUCAUCGAAACAAGAAAAGGCGAUGAAGAUUUGUGGCGGAUUAUUGUUUGGUAGCAGAGGUUCGCUACGGAUUUUUAAAAAACGCUAUAUGACUCAGUCUCAUAGACAAAAAGCUAAUGAGAACAAAGCUGCAAAAACAUUUGUAAAUAAUUCAACGAUAAACAGUAAAGUAGAAGAGGAUAAAAAAGGAUUUAUCGGAGAGAAACAAAGAAAAACAGAAGAAGAAAAUUUAGAAUUUGAAAAAGAAUUAAAGAAAGAACGGAUGCAUGAGAAAGAAAUGAGAUAUGAAGAGAUGAGAUAUGAAGUGGCCGAAGAGCAGUUAAUUGAAAAUUCAAAAUUGAGUUUUGUAGAAAAGAAAAAAGGAGAUUUAAAUGCGCUGGAACAAAUUAUAAAAAAGUAUGCCAAUGAUGAUCAAACUGUAAUAAUAAUGGGUGAAACUAUAAGAAGAAUUCUUGAAAAUAAAAUAUAAAUAAAG
This is a messenger RNA of Apis cerana (Asiatic honeybee), 836 nucleotides long. RefSeq lists its product as uncharacterized. The record is from RefSeq and is a predicted model, not a curated record. Lineage: Eukaryota; Metazoa; Arthropoda; Insecta; Hymenoptera; Apidae.